Molecule: messenger RNA, 357 nt
Organism: Prunus armeniaca (apricot)
Lineage: Eukaryota; Viridiplantae; Streptophyta; Magnoliopsida; Rosales; Rosaceae
Source: the annotation of a GenBank genome assembly
AUGAGAGAGACUCAUGAAGGGAUCUGUGGAGCUCACCAAGGAGGAAGGAAGAUGUGCUGGUUAAUCAGGAGGUAUGGCUAUUUCUGGCCAACCAUGAUGAAAGAUUGCAUUGACUAUUCCAAAGGGUGCGAGUCUUGUCAAAGACACGGCCUAAUCCAGCAAGCUCCUUCAGUUAUGAUGAAUCCAGUGGUGAAGCCAUGGCCUUUUAAGGAUGGGCAAUGGAUCUCAUUGACAAAAUCUAUCCAGCCAGCAGCCAGCAACACUGUUUUAUCAUUGUUGCUACAAACUAUUUCACCAAAUGGGAGGAAGCCAAGACUGUUAAAUCCACUACAUCUCAAGAGAUCAUCACCUUCAUAG